CAGGUUAUAGACCUUCUGCACGUGACGUCACAAUUAAAGGCGGGACUUGUAGCAGCCAUACUGAGUGUCAACAUUGUGCAGUAUGGGUAAGUGUUGCUGUGCAGUUUAUUGCUCAAAUAGAUUUUCUAAAGGCUCUGGUCUUCACUUUUAUCGCUUUCCUGCCGAUCCUGAUCGGAGGAAUCUUUGGGUAGCUGCUGUGAACAGGAAAAACUGGCAACCGACUCAGUAUUCGUGGAUUUGCAGCUCACAUUUUAUUGGUGGAGCUAAGAGCGAUGACCCCACAUCUCCAUCCUAUUCUCCUUCUAUUUUUGCACAUUUAAGCUCGUGCAAAAGGCAGGGCGAGAGUCAAUUGGCAAGGUAUAAUCGUAGUAAAAAAAGAUGCGUUCGAAUUUCUGAGCUUUUCAGCAGUACUUCAUCACUUCCAUCAUCACCUGAAGUUGAGCCACUACCGUCAUCACCAGAAGCAGUACCAUUGCCAAUGUCUCCUGAGACUCCAUCACAAGUUAGUCAUGAGCAGGCAUGCAGCACUGAUAUGUCUAUGGGAUAUAUUGAAAAGUUAGAAUCAGAUUGUUCUUCAUUGCAUACAUGCAAUGUAAAGGAUAAAGAUAUUAAGAUUUGCAUUUAA
Molecule: messenger RNA, 625 nt
Organism: Amphimedon queenslandica
Lineage: Eukaryota; Metazoa; Porifera; Demospongiae; Haplosclerida; Niphatidae
Product: THAP domain-containing protein 4-like
Exons: 3
Coding region: 83-625 (180 amino acids)
Molecular function (GO): sequence-specific DNA binding
Source: RefSeq, a predicted model, not a curated record